Molecule: messenger RNA, 1900 nt
Organism: Phaeodactylum tricornutum CCAP 1055/1
Lineage: Eukaryota; Bacillariophyta; Bacillariophyceae; Surirellales; Neidiaceae
Exons: 1
Coding region: 209-1873 (554 amino acids)
Source: RefSeq, a predicted model, not a curated record
ACAGUUGACAGGUAACCGUAAACAAUCCCUACGAUACGCGACGAAACGUAGACUGUCCUUAUCCUACCGGGAUACCUACCGAAGUCACUAGCACAGUCGUCGCUCCUGCUUUUGCCGGAUUCGAUCCAUUGGAGAAAAAGAAACACUCCCAAAGUGGAUGGUGAAUCUGUAGAGUGCACCGAAGUUCGCUGCGAUCCGACGUGUCAGUAUGCAUCGAUCCCCGUUGCGGUUGACGUUCCCACUCGCUUGUUCGAUCUCUUGGUGUUUGUUCUUUUCCCACUGCAUACUACUGCCACUGCUUGCUACGGGAUUUACGGUUUCUCAUUCUCAUCCACACCUACAGCAAUCUCUCGCUCGGCGGCAGCUCCACACGAGUGUACCGUCACAUCGACGGCCCACUAGGAACACCCCCCGUACAAGGAGUACCCUGUGGAUGGCGGUCACGUCACGCAAGCCCGAUUUGCAGUCGUCCGAUCCCUUUGCCGUCCUCGGACUCGACCCUUCCGUCACGUUGGAUGCCAAAGAAAUCAAACGAGCCUACAAGCGAUUGGCACUCAAGUAUCAUCCGGAUGUUUCCGAAGAAAAGGACAAGAAGAAAGCGUCCGAUCAGUUCGCCCGAAUCAACUGGGCUUACGAAACGUUGUCGGGAAAGAAUAGAGGAACAACUUCCGCUGGUAGUUCUACCGGUACCACCACGCCCGGUGGGACGGGAGGAUGGCAACCCCCACACCGACGCCAAGGGUCGUAUACGUCUUCGACCUCCACGGGAUCGUCUAAUCGUGCUUCCACGGAUUGGCGUGACUACAUGCCAGGAGGCUACUACGAAAAGGAUAACCAGGACUACGACGCCGGCGGUGAUUCGUUCGAAGCCAUCUUUGCGGACUUGUUCAAGGGGGCCGCCGGAGCCGCUGCCGGCGUAUCCAGCGUGGCGGGUGGCAGCGGGAGUAUUUUCAAGGACUUUGUCGAAUUCUUGGAGCGCAACGUCGAAGGAUACACCCCCGGUGGCUCCGACGAUGACGACGCCCAAUUACGCAUUUUGUUGCGGACGGGUAGCAUUGAUCAAGUCGCCGACGAAAUGGACGACACCGAUCUCGUGGUGCAACAACUCGUCAAUAAACUCAAACAGGUCGACGAUGACCUCGUCAUGGUACAAGCCGAAAUGAAAUUGGCCACGAAAUACAGUGACCGGAUUGGUUUGGGUGAACGCGUCGACGAAUUGGAAGCACGCAAGAAGGUCGUUCAAGGUUAUUUGCAAAAAGCUCGGAAGCGACUCUUAUCUCUGCAGACGCGCUACAGGGAACUUAUUGUGGGCGGUGAUAAUGAUCGACGUGCCGGUGGACGGAGUGCGGCCAGUUCGGGUCCGGGAGAUUAUAAUUCCUACGCGAAAACAAGUUCUCCGAAUGCUGGCGAAGCGAAUGACUCGAAGGGUUCUACGGCCUACGGUACCGGUUCGACGUCUUCGUCAUCUCGUUCGCGGACAUCUUCCAACAGCAAUUCUGAGGACGCCUGGAAAGACGAAGGUUUUGGUUCGUUUGGACGUGGCCGAGGUAGCACUCGACGCGGUCGUACCGGAACCCAUCGACGAAGCACAUCUGCUUCCGACCAGGCGUCGGCGACGUCGCCCGGUAAGGAAACGUCCUACGGUGGGUCGUCAUCCUCAUCUUCCUCGCCAUAUUCCACGCGAUCCAGUACACCACCGCCGCCGCCGCCUCGUUCGUCCCCGGAGCGACCGCAGCCCACCAGUUACACGCAAGUACCGCCACACCGACGAACGAGCGGUUCAACGUGGUCCAUCGAAGACGAUAAACGACGACUACGGGAGAUGCAAGUAGAUGACGACUUUGAAAAACUCAAAAAAGACUUGGGUCUAUAAUUGUCUGAUAUAGAAACCUUAGUGUCC